Molecule: messenger RNA, 2863 nt
Organism: Pyrgilauda ruficollis (rufous-necked snowfinch)
Lineage: Eukaryota; Metazoa; Chordata; Aves; Passeriformes; Passeridae
Product: radial spoke head 10 homolog B-like
Exons: 20
Coding region: 129-2783 (884 amino acids)
Source: RefSeq, a predicted model, not a curated record
GCUGCGGCACUCGCAGGCUGGGUUCUUGCACUAUCGAGCGGUGAUACGCGGCUGUGACAGGAUUGCAGCUGUGCGGGCAGUCCUGUAACCUUCAGAAAGAAAGUACACACUGAGACAAUUCAGUAGCUAUGAUAAAAGGCAAGAAGAAAGAUGCCAAGAAGAAAGAUGGUAAGAAGGCAGCUGCUGAGAAUUCAGAAGACUCUCUAGAUACCCCAGCUGGGAGUAGCUUAACAACACUAGAUUUUCAGAGUGACUCAUUGAGCACAGAAACUCCAGCAAUUCCAGAGGCACCAGAUAAAGAGCCAGAGGUAGAGGAACCACCAGCCCAGCCUGUUCUCCCGAUCCACGAAGAGCCUGUUCUUGCUCAAGUGAUUAUAAAAAGCUAUGAAGGUGAACAAGUUGAUGAAUUCUAUGAGGGUGAAGGAUUUAUAUGUUUUGAGGGAGGAAAUACAUACAAGGGUCUGUUUUCUGAAGGGCGUAUGAAUGGAGAAGGGAUUUACUCAUGGGCUGAUGGAGUAAAGUACGAGGGAACAUUUGUUAAGAAUGUGCCGAUGCAUAAUGGCCGUUAUACCUGGAAUGAUGGCAGUGUUUACGAAGGAUCAAUCCAAGAUGGACUUAGGCACGGAUAUGGAGUUUUCAGGAGUGGUACUCAUCCAAUUUCUUACAUUGGUUAUUGGUGCAAUGGCAAAAGACAUGGAAAGGGUAAGAUUUAUUAUGAUGAGGAACAGACCUCCUGGUAUAAAGGUGAUUGGGUGAAUAAUGUCAGAGAAGGGUGGGGAAUCAGACGCUACAGGUCUGGAAAUAUAUAUAAUGGUCAGUGGAAGAAAAAUCUACGACAUGGACAUGGAAGAAUGAUAUGGGUGACAGAUAAUCAAGAAUACGAAGGACAGUGGGAGUGUGGCAUGCAGCAUGGUUCUGGUAUGCACACAUGGUUUUUGAAGAGAAUGGAAAUGUCUAAGUAUUCUCUACGGAAUGCAUAUGCGGGGGAUUUUGUAAAAGGGGAGCGCCAUGGACAUGGGACAUUUCUUUAUGCUGAUGGAGCAGUGUACAAGGGAGAAUGGGUGCAUAAUAAGAAGCAUGGCAAGGGCAUCUUUGUCUUCAAGGAUGGUAAUGCUUUUGAAGGAGAGUUUAUAAAUGAUCAUCCUGUGGAAUGUCGUACUCAUCAAGGGUCUGCUGUGAAAGCCAAGAACCUGAGAGCCACUAGCCCAAGAAGCAAUUUUGGCACUGAAAGGACUUCAAUCACUAAGGACUUGGGAGAGUUUUCUGUUCUGGGAUCAGAUAUUGAUUUGGAUGUAUCAUCACUGCUUUCCUUCUUCCCAAGAGAAGAGAGAGAGGAUGAAAUGCAACAAGUACAAUUGGCUGUGUUGAGGCAUAUUUCAGAAUUGAGAAAAGCCUACUACUUCUACAGUGCCUUAGGCUGUGCUUCCCCUGACGGUGUUUGCUCCCUGACUAUGCUGAAGUUUUGGAGAUUUCUGAAGGACUGCAAUUUUCUUCUCUCCUCCGUAACUCUUGCUGAAAUAGAUCGACUGUUGAGAGGUGAUGAACCACCUAAGAACAUACAUGAUCCAAGACAUAUAUUACUGUUCAGAACAUUUGUAUCCUACCUUGUUCACCUGGCAUUUCAUAUCUAUCAUAAAGAGUACAAAGAUGAAGUUCCUAAUCUGAAGAAGUGUUUCUUAGAAAUGAUGUUCAGGAAUGUUCUGCCCUCUGCCUGUUGUGUCCAAAGUAUCUUAUAUUCUGAUAAAGAAUUCUCAUCUUUUGCCAUGAGCUACUUUGAGAAAUGCUGGGAUAUAUACAAAGACUUUUCUAGACCAUGUCCCAGACCUCCAUUUGACUCCACAGUGAAGCUGAGGCAAUUCCUCUGGAUGUUGGAUGAUUAUAAACUUCUCAGUGAACAAUUAACUGCUGCAAGAGUUCUGGGAAUAUUUGUCAAAAUUGGUGCCUCCCUACCUGCCAUCCAUGGUGUCAACCUGGAGCUGGAGAUGGUUUUUCUAGAAUUUUUUGAAGCUCUUCUUGAAUGUGCAUUGGUGUAUGUUACUGAGGAUAUGAUCCUGAAGAAAGAAGCUGAAGAUAACCAGAAAAGAAGUAGCUUUGAAAUCAAGGAGUGCUCCAAGGAAACCUCAGCUGUGUCUCCCACGGAACAUUCUCCACCCCAGCCACCGAGACCUUGUGAAGACACAAAGCCUGCUCAUCAACCUUCUCUACUGGAAACUCUUCUCUCAUUUCCCAUAACUCCUGGAGAAAGCAAAGAUGAUGUGUCAUUGCCCAGCAAGGAUGUAAAAGAAGAACAAGAUUCCUGUCCAGAAAAGGAAUUGAUAGAUGAAGCAAAAGAAGAUAAAGAUGAACAAAAGGAGCCGUUUAGUUUCUGGAUGUGUCAGGUGGAAACCUUUCUCACAACUAAGUUAUUCCCUGCUUUUGAGCAUGACAUAAUGCUGAGAGAUAAAAUAGAAGAAAUAAAAAAGGAGAAUGAUGAAUUAGCUGAGCUGAGAAAGAGCCAGGCUGAGGAGCUGGAAAGACUUAUUGCUGAAAAAGAAGAAGAAGAAGAGGCAAAAAGGCAAGAAGCAGCAGAAUUACAGGAGAGUAUCAAGCAGAGGGAACGAGCCUCGUCAUCUUGGGAGAAACUCCUCUCUUGGAGAGGUCUCCAGCUGAGAAAAGAGGCCUCCAAAACAGAACCCUCACCAAAGAAAAGAGGCUCACAAGCAGCAGAGCCUGAGGGGGAAGAGGCAAAGAAGGCAGCACCCACAGGUACCAAGGCAACUGCUGACAAAAAGAAAAAGAAAUAAAUCCUUUGCUGGGAACUGCUGAAGCUUCAAGCAAGAACUCUUCAAAUAAGAAAAAAAAAAAACAACAAACCAAAACAACC